AUGGCAAUAUCAAUGUUUGGGUACACAACACCAACAACAAGACUUUGUAUACUUCAAAACAUUCAUUCCAUUUCACCGAAGCAAUGUCAUGAUAUAAAUAUGUCGAUAAAAGAUUUACUCGAUAGCUUUUCCUUCUCCCUCGUAUUUAUUCCCGCGUUCAAACGAUAUCAAGGCAUUUCAUUAAGUUUUAUUUCUUUUGCAAUCCCAUUUCUUCCUGUGCUGCAUAAACAACAUAACGACGACGAUUUUGCUUGCUUCGUAUUGGAGGUGAUUUUCAAAGUUUACAUAUUUACUGUAAUGGAAAAGAGAUCGCAAGUUUGUUUAUUAUUUGAGCUUUUUUUUUUAUGGUUGAAUGAAAUGACUUUUUUUCUGCUCUGCCUGUGCUGUUUUAACGUCAGAAGCUUAGCAAUUCAUGUUAAAGGUCCUAAAAUUCUAAUUUUAGUUCUUGACGUAAAGAGUGCUGCUGGCAAAGGAAAACUGAAGAAAGGAUUUCAAAUAUUUAAGUCUCACACCCUCUUCCCGUCUUAUAUUUUGCCCCAUUCAUCAUUCUUGUCUUUCUUUUUUUUUCAUUUCGAUUUUCCACAUCGAAACAAGCAACUGAAGAGAUUUUUUGCCCAACAACAAUCGAGUGUAAAAUUACUGUAA
This is a messenger RNA of Clunio marinus, 645 nucleotides long. NCBI's taxonomy places the organism in Eukaryota, Metazoa, Arthropoda, Insecta, Diptera, Chironomidae. The record is from the annotation of a GenBank genome assembly.